UUCAUCUCCUUUGACUCGAUACCCUCAUGAUAAGACCGUAUAACUUCGAAUAGCCAUCAACUCGAGUAUGCGAUGUGCGACAUCCCUCAAGCAUAUAAAAGGCAUUCUUUUACUCCCUCUCAUCUCCUAUUCUUGACCUGAUCUCUACAACUAUCUGAACCCGAGGUUCAACAGAAAAUUUAUCUAAGGCAAACAAGAUCUGUUGCAAGUCGUCAUGCAGGACAACACAUUCACCACCGCAUCCGGGUACGAACUUCAUGGUACAGUGAAAAUUUAUACAGACAGAGAUAGUGAUACUAGAAAGCAUGGCGAGGUCGUUCCGAUCCCUCAGCCUACAGCUGAUCCAAAUGACCCCUUGAACUGGCCUCACGUGAAGAAGUUCUACAACAUGGCUCUUAUUGGCGCUUUUACAUUUUGCUCUGCAGCUAUCAUCACAGGACCGCUUCUUGGUUGGGCAGACACUGCCAAAGACCUAGAUAUAUCUUACGACGAGCUGAAUAAUGGCUACGCAAUAUCGAUCAUGUUCCUAGGCUUCGGCAACUUCCCGGUGGCCAUUGCAAGUAGAAACCGUUGUUGCUUAUUCCGACGAGAUGCUGAUUUCCUACAGAUUGCAAGGAAUUAUGGCCGACGGCCGGUCUACGUGCUGUGCUCCUUGGGCGCCUGCUUGACCUCGCUCUGGACAGCUCUAUAUCAGACCAAAGGGAGUUACUAUGCGAGGUCGGUUUUCAUAGGCAUAUUUUGCUGCCCUUAUGAAGGGAUGGUAACAACGAUGGUGAACGAUGUCACCUUUGUUCACCAGAGAGGAACAUUUAUGGCACUUAUGUUUUGGAUGGCGCUGUUAGGUACUGAUCUUGGAACAAUUUGCGGAGGUUUUAUCGCCUCAUCCCCAAUCCCCUACAUUAAUUGGCGCUGGAUUGGAUAUGUCAUGUGCAUCUUCUUUGGUGUGCUUUUCCUUCUUUUCUUGUUUACCUUUGAAGAGACGCGAUAUACACGCCCGAGCUCUCAUGUUAUAUCGGCAGCCACGGCCCCAGCCCUACGGAGCACGGACCAGAGCCUAGGUCAAAACAACAACAGUGAAAAAGACCUUGCAGAACCGCUACCAUCACAGCCUUUAGACCUGUCUGAGACCUUUGCUGUUCCACCUAAGAAAACAUAUCUUCAGAAAUUGGCUCUCUGGCAACUUGAAAGCCCUGAGUAUCGCCGCUCGACCUUGACCGAGAUGAAGGAAAUUCUGACGCUUUUCACGUUUCCUGUAGUGAUUUGGGCCGGCUUGAUAUACGGCAUCAACCUCGGCUGGUACGUCGUCAUUUUGAGUAUGCUGCCCCAAGUCCUUGGAGUUGCACCGUACGACUUCAGUGCUGUGGCUCAGGGCUACACUCGAUUUGGGACCAUCAUCGGAGCAGCUCUUGCUUUUCUCAUUUCCGGCCCUACCUCUGACUACGUCAUGUUAUGGCUCGCUCGUCGCAAUGGGGGUGUUCGAGAGGCCGAGCAUCGACUGCCUCUUUUCUUGACCGGCGUGAUAAUUAUGCCGGCAGCACUAUUAAUCUUUGGCCUAAGCGCCGCUGAUCACCGCCCUUGGUUUCCUGUUGUCUUCGGCGAGGCAAUGACUUCAUUUGCGUACACAGCUCAGUCAGAGAUCGCAAUGGCAUACGUUGUCGACUGCUAUAGACCGAUCGCUGUCGAAUCAUUCGUUGGUGUCAUCGUGAUUCGAAACCUACUCGGUUUUGCUUGGACAUAUGCGGUUACACCAUGGCUAGCGGCUAGCGGUGUGAAAAUCAUUUCCAUAACAACUGCCGCUAUCACUAUCGCCGUGUAUCUGACAGUCAUUCCGAUGAUGGUCUGGGGAAAGCGCAUGAGGAUGUGGACGUCAUCCAGGUAUCCACUUUCUGGACGCAAGGAUUACUAGUUCAGCAGCCUAAUAGGAGCCUCAAAGUUGAAAAC
This is a messenger RNA of Exophiala oligosperma, 1941 nucleotides long. RefSeq lists its product as uncharacterized. Gene Ontology annotation, molecular function: transmembrane transporter activity. NCBI's taxonomy places the organism in Eukaryota, Fungi, Ascomycota, Eurotiomycetes, Chaetothyriales, Herpotrichiellaceae. The transcript is spliced from 8 exons. Bases 215 to 1906 code for a protein of 563 amino acids. Gene Ontology annotation, biological process: transmembrane transport. The record is from RefSeq and is a predicted model, not a curated record.